Gigantopelta aegis is the source of this 1139-nucleotide messenger RNA. RefSeq lists its product as uncharacterized. NCBI's taxonomy places the organism in Eukaryota, Metazoa, Mollusca, Gastropoda, Neomphalida, Peltospiridae. Bases 480 to 1139 code for a protein of 219 amino acids. The record is from RefSeq and is a predicted model, not a curated record. The transcript has a single exon.
UUCUUCAAAGCCGACGUCCGGGUAAACACUCAGAAACAUCUAGUGUUCGCGACGGAGAGGCAGCUCACUCUACUGGUCAAUGCCAAGAGAUGGUACCUGGACGGUACCUUCAAGGUUGUGAAGGAUCCCUUUGUCCAGCUGUUCUAAAUACAUGCUUUCCUGAGGCAGGACGAUGCCACGAAGCAAGUUUCACUUGCCUUUGUGUUCAUGUCGCGGCAAAAGAGUAGAGACUACAGAGCCGUAAGUUGUAAUACUGAUGAAAAAACUUAUGACUUGCAUUUAAUAAUGAUAUAUACACUCGGUGGUGAUUCUCUAUAAUAAUGUGUGUUGUGUUUCCAGGUCUUCCGCGCCAUCGACGAUCUGUUGUCACGACGAGCGUCUGUACUUGAAUUUGUAGCAGACUUUGAGACAGGUAUUUAUAUUUUAUUGUAAUAUAUAUAUUCUUGCUGCGACUUAAAGUAUUCUAUAGACACGUGACUAUGCGAAUAUGUGGAUCUUUAAACUUAUGUUUAUAUUUGUGUUUGACAGGGAUGUGGAAGGGGCUCCAUCAAGUGUAUCCUGGCUUGCCAAUCAAGGGGUGCUGCUUCCACUGGAACCAGGCUGUCUGGAGGAAGGUGCAGGAGCUCGGUCUGGCGCAGCAAUACAUGCAUGACGACGGCACCUGCAAGUUCAUCAAGAAGAUCUUCGCCCUCCCGUUCCUUCCUUCAGAGCAUGUGGAAGCAGCCUUCGACGGUCUGAGAAGAGGAACACAAGUUCAAGGACUGGUGACCCUCAUGGACUAUGUGGACCGCACCUGGAUGAGGAGCAGCGUGUGGUCGGUGAACGCCUGGUCGGUCUUCAACCAGAGUGUGAGGACCAACAACGAUGUGGAGGGCUGGCAUCACCGACUGAACUACCGUGCCCUUGCAACAGCCCCUCCCUUCUACAAGUUGGUUCCCAUGCUCCACACCGAAGCCAGGCUGGUUCCUCUGACAUGCCGGUUUGUCUCUGAGAGGAAGAUGCGACGGCGACAGAGGAAGGCCUUCAGGAAUCUACAGGGGAAAAUUUUUGAACUGUGGGAACGCUACACAGACGGUGAAGUGUCCACUUGUAGAUUCCUGUCGGCCUGUGGAAAGCUCUACGCCCCUCUUGCGCAUUGA